GACAGGCGGCCUUCCCCGCCAGGCGACCCCACCUCCCGCGGCCACGGUACACACCCUCCUCCUGCUGCUGCUGCUGCGUCUUAUGCUGCGUCUUAUGCUGCGUCUUGUGCUGCGUCACCUGCUGCCCUACUGUUGCGUCUUCUGCUGCCCUACUGUUACGUCUUCUGCUGCCCUACUGUUACGUCUCCUGCCCUUCUGUUGUGCCUCCUGCUGCGUCUCCUGCAGCCCUUCUGCUGUGUCUCCUACUGCUGCGUCUCCUGUUGCUGCGUCUCCUGCUGCUGCGUCUUCUGCUGCGUCUGUCAUCGCACAGCCCUCCUGGCCCCCUACAAGAUGGAUCAUUCCAAUGGUACAACAGCUUCCACUAGUAAGAAAGAUGAUGUUACUUCUCCCAGCAACAUUGUUCCAAUGGAAGUUUUGGAGUCCAGUGAGGUGAUGACUUCCCCAAUUGGAAGUCUUGCAUUAGGAUUUGAUACUAAGGAGGACUGGGAUGAAGAACUUCGAGAUGCACCUCUGGAGCCUGAUUGGGAGCUUCCAUUACCAACCUAUGUUCAGAAAAAGCCCUCAGGAAGGUUUAUGCUUACUCCAAGACUAUUAGGACAUGAAACAUCACAGAUGGAGAGUUCAAACCCAGAAGUAAGCAGCGAGAUGAUGGAUCUUACAACUCCUCAUCAGAGAGUAAUCACUUCUUUAGACUGCCCAGGUCGCCCUGCUAAAGGCCGAAGGGAUUCUGUUACCCCAGCAACAGAGAGGUCAUCCUGCAGAUACCUCUUUUCACAGGAAGUCAGUCUCUCUGCGCCAUCGGAAUCAUCAUGCUCCACUGAAAAUAAAGAUGAAGUCUUUGGUGAAGAUCAAGAUCAUAAACAUGACACGAAUCUCAAGAAAUUGGUAAGUGAAUCUUCAGUGUGUGAUUCAUCUACAAGCUUGAAGUCUGCUAUUAAGGGAAAUUUUGAGGCUAAAUGUGAUACAUCAUGUUUUAAUCAGGAAAUAGAUCCCAGCCAGAAGACAAGAUAUUCAGGCACUCCACAUGCAUUCACAAGUGACAAAGUGUUCAUACCCAAGACAGAAGAGUUACCUACUCCUGUUGGUUCCCCUUGUUCAGAGUCGUCUUCAUCAUCCCACUGUAGUGAUUGUACAUCUUGUUCCUCAGCAAGUGACUCGCCUUUGUCAUCUCCUAUCUUGUCUCAAGUGAAGCUCAUGAGUCAAACCAUUGAAUCAUCUCCAAUAGAAGAGGCUUAUGAUAAAGAAAUUGUUGAGGUCGUUGUUGAUCUUCCAAAAAUGAUUUGUUCACCUGAUGGCUGUAAACUUGAUCCUGAUGAUGACCUGAAACUUGAACUAGUGCCACAGAUAUCCUUCGAGUCAAGAAAUAUUAUCACAAAGGAAGAUUUAGAUAUAAAGCCUUGUAUAGAGGAACUGUCCCCUGUGCAAGCUUCUUCUCCCAUCUGUGCUAAGGAGGCACGUAAUAGUUUUUCAGAAGUUACCUCCAGUACAAGAAAUGGCACGCCACCAAAUAAUGAGAACAAGAUGGUCAAGCCUGAAGUAAAUCUUACUGUCUCAAGUGUGGGCAGUAGCUCCAGCAACUGGACUGUAAUAAGUGGAAUCAGCCCUCUUCCUGCAAGUGACCCAAGUCACCAUCACAAACAUAGACAUCACCAUCACCACCACCACCACCACCAUCAUCAUACAAGGCAUCACCACUCUGAUGGUCAUUGUCACAGUUACCCUAGAAUUGGUAACAUUCUGGUGACUAGUACACCUAUCCACAAAAAGAUUGUGGUUGAAAACUUGGAUGUGUCUGCUGUGAUGUCAAAUGCUGGAGAUGGUUCUCCUAUGCUUCAUCCAAAGGAAUCUCGUUUUGUGUUGUCAUCAGAACUUCAAUUUACAGAUUCACCUACUGUGUCACAGGGUGCAGUUUCUGAAGGAGAAGUGCUGGGAAGCCAAGAAUCCCGUCGGCACAUAGUGUCGGCAAAUUCAAAACGAGAUAGAGGGAACAUUGAAUCACCUAAUGCUCUAAGCCCAAAGGAAAACAGUCAGGUGGAUGUGCCUAAUAUUGAAGUGAAGAAAAAUACAGCCAAUGAAGUUAUUGGUAACUCUGCAGAUACUUACAAUCCUAGGAAGAGACUACGAAGUUGCAGUGGAACUAACUUUGAUAAGAAUAAAACUGGAGAGGAAGAGAACGUUGAGUCGGCACAGAAAAAAUCACACAGUAUUACCAGUGGGACAAAUUUUCUACAGAUGGAGGAUCUCAACCCCAGGAAGAUGUCUAGUUGGGUCCAGAAUAAAAAGGUUCAGAAAGCCUGGGCUAGACCACUUACUAGAGAGGAGGCAGAAGUCCUCUUGGCAACUCCGGUGAACUUCGUGGAUAGCAUUUGGGAAGAUAUGCCAUCUCCUCGUCGUGCUUCUUCAGUUGACGAAUCUCUGUUUCGUGGUGUAUCCUUAGAAAAUGAAAACAAAGCUCGAGUUGAUGGCACUUUGGAAGAUGGGCUUGGGCAAUACAGCCACUUGCCACCAGGAGGUAAGGGGGAGGUGUGCCAGAUAGAAAAACCAAUAGUCGGGCUACUCCAAUAGAACAAGGACACGCAUUAGGACAGUGCCUAUUCACAUUUGUCAGUUACACUUGAAUAAAGAAACUUUUCAUUGCUAACGGUACAUUGUAAGUAAUUUAGCAGUUGGGUAUUAGGUUAAUCUUAUACAUCUGUUACAGGAUAAACAAUUUUGUUUUGUAAAGAACUAUUAAUAGCUUACUAAGAAUUGUAAUGUUUUUGAACAGUAAUAUAUUAAAAGGGUUUUUCAAUAUAUUACUGUGCUCCUUUUGUAUUGAUGGCAUUUUUGUUAUGUAUUUUGUAUGUGAUGGCUGCUCAAAAGUUGUAUAUGGAUUUGUUUAUGUACAGUAUAUUAAUCAUUGAACAUAUUUUUGUAUGGUACCUUAAGAUAGUGAUGCUUAGAUUAAAAUUUUCUGCACGUUAGGUUAUAUACAUCUUCAGGAUUCAAAGUCUUGAAACACACUUUCUUGCAAGGAUGGCCUCAUAAAAUCCUUGACUUCUCAAAACCUGUAAACAUUUUAAGCAUUUCUUGAAACAUAUUUGACAGCCACAUCACUUAACCAAAUUAGUGAUUACUAAUAAUAUUUAUUUUUUGCAGAAUAAAUAGAACUUAUGGAAAUGUUAAGGGGUUUCAUUACAUGGUAAAAUGACAGAAAGAAAAAUGCAUAAAACAUGCAAGAAAGGAAAGUAAUUGAUGAAAUGUACUCAAAAUAAUACUAGUGUUUUUGUUCAUCUAUUUUCAUCUUCAUUUCAUAAAUAUUCCCUUCUUGACAAGUCAUGCUGCUGGUUUGUGAGUACAAAUAUAGAUAAUUAGACAACAAUUAGGGGAGGUGUUGGCAAAUUAAUUUUAAAUAAAUUAAUUAAAGGACAUACUGUAUUGGCAAAAAUAGUAAUUUAGGAUCAUGGUACCAAGAAGUUACAACUUUAACUCUUGGAAAAGGGUGAACACGAGAAGGAAUCAAGUACAAUAUUCAAGAUACGAGUUGAUUUAUUGAUCUCCUUUUUGUAUGUUAGCUCACCGAGUGCUUUUGAAAAGUGUUGGUUUAGAAAAGAUUUUGUUUCAGGCUUUGUAAGGAUUUUUUCCACCUGUCUGUACCUUAUAAGUACUGUACAGUAUACUGUACUGUACUUUAUUAUCCUUCAACAAUGUCUGCCUCACAUCAUAUUAUCCUAUGAGUUCCUCAUUGUCCAUUCCAGCUCAUAAACAUUUUCACAUUAUUUCUGGCACAAUUAUACUUGAGACAUGUAGGGAAAUGAUCUAAAUUAUUUAAAUCAGCUUUGCAAGUUACAUCACUCCGCAUCAGAUUAUUGUGUACCCCUGUGCCGUUUUUUGUGGUGGUUUUUUAUUACCAUUCAGUCCUUUGUUAGAAAUUUAAAUUGAUUUUCUUUGAAGCAGAACUGUGUACCUGAAUUUUAAAAUAUCACGUGUAAGUAAAUAUGUGGUACUUGGAGUGUGAAGAUUAAAAUAAAUAAAUUAUUUGCUGAUUUUUAAGAAAGAGAAGUAAAUCAUUGAUGGUUUCUGUUUAUAAAGUUGCAUAAAUUAGUGUGAUUUGUUAAUUUUUGUACAAGACAUACUUGUGUACUGGUUAGUUGCCUUGGUCUCCCAUGUAAUGAAUUCACUACAGUGAAAACAUUGAAAGAUUAUUCUUUAUACUGAUCAUGGUUCUAUAUUUUCUGUUAAAGUAAUACAAAUGUAUUUUUUUAAUUGUCAAAUUCCAUGGGAACUUUUAGUUUUGUUCAUUUUGUACUUAUCCUUGUUUUAACCCUAAAGAGGGAUGCAUUAUGGUGACAAAGUAUUCUGAUAUCUUAGGUAGAAUUGAGCUGGGGUAUUAUAUUUAGGUCCAGUGGACACUUUUAAAUUUUCACAGUUUUUAGACAAUACCUAAUGUUAUUUUUUUAAGAUAUAGUACUGGCAUUUUGGUCCAGACUUAUUUAGUUGAAAGAAAGUGUUUUUUGUAUUUGUGUUGGUGCAGCUUGCAAUUGAGAAAGUUGCUAACCAAACAAUGUCUGUGCAUUCCACAUUCCACAAGUUUAGUUUAUCAUGCUAAGAAGUGAAAUGUUUCUUCCAACCCAUUUAAGAGGAUGAGCUUAUUUCUCUAGACUUUUAUUGUGUAGUUUUCCUUCAAUACUGCAGAUAGAUCGCAACUGUUUCAUCUCUAUGAAAUGCAAACCACUAGUUAUAAUUUCAAUCUUUUUUUAUUUUUUGGUUAAUUUGGAAAUAAUUUAAAUAAAAUACAUUAAAAGGA
Molecule: messenger RNA, 4786 nt
Organism: Procambarus clarkii (red swamp crayfish)
Lineage: Eukaryota; Metazoa; Arthropoda; Malacostraca; Decapoda; Cambaridae
Product: lateral signaling target protein 2 homolog
Source: RefSeq, a predicted model, not a curated record